AGAAAUUCAACCUCUUUAUUGCUCAAAAACACAGGAGGGCUGCUGAUACACUCUGACCCAAGCCUUAAAAUCAAACAGGCUUCAACAAUUCCUUGUACAGUAAAACCUCAAUAAUUCAACCUUGGUUUAUUUGAAAAUUCAGUUAAUUCAUGGAACUUGUACAGCCCCAUAAUUUAGUAUGCAAAUUAUACUGGAUAAUUCGAAAAGCCUGCAUGCAUCCAUCCAGAUAAUUCAUAGUUUCCUGUAGUGGCCUCCAAGGACAUGCUGUGAAGUGCUUCUGGCUUCGCAUAUUUCAGAAAUGGUGUUAGAACUAUAGCAGCCAUGACAUGUCUCGGUCUUCUGCAAUUGCUUCGAUUAAAUAACAUUCAUUCUCUCUGGCCCUUACAGAACAUAGAUGCAUGGCCUUGGAGAUUGACUCUGAGAGAGCCGUCGCAGGGGCUGUGAUUUUGACACCACUGAUUGAGUGAGCACUAGAUUCCGUGAUGUGGGUGCUGAUAAUCCAUACAGCUGCGCAAAGUGCCUACAUUGUGCGGGCGUGCAUGCUAAUUUUAUGUUAUGUUAAUCCAUAUUAGCUUUCAGUGCAGAAUUACAUAGAACACAGGAACGGAAAAAUAAUUAAAUGGAAAAGCAUAGGCAGAGCACUGUUGAAGUUUUUCUCUUUUUGUAGUUCCUAGUUUUUGGCGUAAUUAUGGAAUGAAAGCUACCGUGGAUUGUGCUCACCGAUAACAUCACAAACCCUUUCAUGCCUAGCAAAAAGGGCAAUUGAGGGCUUUCCCCAUUCCCUCAUUUAAUAAUAGAUAGACUUGGUAAAGUCGAUGUACAUUCAUACUUGAAAAGCAACUGCCUUAUUUCUUUGUCCUUUUCUGUGUUAGCACUGUUCUUUAUCCCCCAUUUAGGCUCACGACAGAGCCCAGGUUGCUGCCACAAAAGCAUCCCUUUCAGGUGAAUCAGAGAAGUGCACUGCUACAAUAGCAACGUUGCCUCUCUAUACCACAAUUCGGCUUUCCGACACUCCAGGAGGACAUGGAGGACGGUCAGCCUCUCUCCGCAUCUCCCACAGGUUGGGGGCUCAUUUCCAGCAUCACCUCGAGUGGUACGCGGGGCCUUGAAGCUGGCAGCCUACAGCUACCACAUGGUCUACCGUCUGGGCAAGGACCUGGGACUGCUGAUGCCCUGAGCUGCCUGCCCCUGCCAGAGCUGCCUGCUGCUGUUCGAGAGCAUGCUGAAGUGUUCAUGCUGGAGCAUGCGUACCCGGAUGCACUCUCCAGAUUUGCCGUGUCACAGGCGACCAGCCGGGACCCAGUCCUGUCUCAGGUGGUCAAGGCGGUGGCACAAGGGGAGGAGUUGGUUCAGCGGGCCUAUAGCCACAAGGCCACCAAGAUGAGCCUGCAGCAGAGCUGCCUAUUGUGGGGUUCUAGGGUGGUGCUCCCACUGUCUCCGAUCCAGGGUCCUGCAGUUGCUGCAUGCGGGUCAUCCUGGCAUGGAAAAGACCAAAAUGGUGGCCCGGUCCAACAUUUGGUGGCCUGGCCUGGACCAGGACAUAUGGUGCAAAGCUGCGAAGUCUGCCAGGAGCAUCAGCGGGCCUCACGUCAUGUGGAAAUGGUCGGUCUUGCACCACUCGCAAGGCCGGCCACUGCAGACCCUCCGGGCGGGGCGAGGCUGGCUCAGGCAGCACCCGGCGUUGCCACGCCCGACCCAUCAACACCGCUGCCAGACCGUUAUUCGCCUGGAUAACAGGGGGCCCUCAACCCAGCUGGGACGGUGGCAGAGUUUAGACCACGCAUGAUAUUAUUUUACAUAGAGCCUGGAUGUAUAUUGUUUGAAUCGAACAAACAGAGGGUAAUGGGUGUAACGAGCAUGUGACACCCCCUCUGGCAUAAUUUUCGAUAGCACACUAGGCUCGGUGGCCUGCCAGGCUCAGUGGUCACCGCACGAAAUAAACACCGGCGAGCACAGCUGCUCGGCGAUCAGUCAUCGUUCAUCACCACCACGCUGUGGAGCAUUACUCUUACAGAGGGUGCCUCAAGCCCCCCCCUCGUUCACAAACCCGGGGGGAUCGUGACAGGUGCCUAAUGAUGACAGUGAUGAAUGUGUCGACAGCCAGAGCCUAAUGUUGGCGAACCCAAGGUACCAACGUCCGCACAAGUGCUAGACGCGGCAGACCUGCUGCGCCACUUCUUUGGCGCUAACAAUGACGGCGAAGACGGACUCGAAAUAGUGGCUGCAGCUCAAAAAGAUAUCAUUCGUCUUAAGAAGACAUGGCAAAAUCUAUCAAGGACUUUUUUUUAGCGAAGUGAGCCACCAGCUGGUGUGAUAUUGAUCUAUCAGUAAGCCAUUUGGCAUGAAUAAAGUAGCAAUUCCUUGCUG
Molecule: messenger RNA, 2367 nt
Organism: Dermacentor albipictus
Lineage: Eukaryota; Metazoa; Arthropoda; Arachnida; Ixodida; Ixodidae
Source: RefSeq, a predicted model, not a curated record